AUGGCUUCAUUAACCCCUUACAUAUCGGCAAAGCUCUGCCAAACCUGCAAUACAGCACUGUAUUCCCAAUCCAGGUCCAGCACCAUUAUUGAAUCCGAUAUCGAUACUAGUCAUCAUAGUGACUUGCCAUCACUGCGUAAAGCAGCAGAGAAAGGCUGCUCCAUCUGCUCCAUCGUGGCCGACAAUCUGAAGCUAGACCGAUCUAGAUACGACACGACUCCAGGAAGUUCCGAAGUCGAUGGGGAUAUGGACUCAAACUGUUCCAUAUUGUGCCGCCUGUACAAAGAAAUCACACAUGAUCUCGACGUGUCGGUGACAAAAUUCGACGUUGAGAUUUGGAGCGCGAAGUUUACGUCAAAGACAAGGUUCCGCAUGCUUCCAAACUCAGACGGUCCCUUACGCCCACUGUUACCGCAAGCUGGGAAAUCAGACUCGACAGUUUCGGCCUUCGCCCUUGGACAGGCUCGUGAUUGGCUCGUACACUGUCGCCUUUGCCAUCCGCGAUGUCUAUCGAUAAGAUCCGAAAAGUCGGGCAUGGCCUGGCUUCCCACUCGUCUUUUAGACGUUGGAGUGGAAGGCGACCCGAGAAUCAAGCUCGUCUUGACACAGCAGGAUCAAGUGGAUCUGUCUGCAGCUUAUAUUACACUCAGCUAUCGAUGGGGGUCCCAACCUCAGGGCUUGCUACUGCAGGGUUCGAAUGUCGAUUCGUUUCGCCGCGGUCUAUUGGUCCAUGACCUUCCCCGUACCUUUCAAGAUCUGGUCAUAGUCGCUCGAUUCCUGUCGGUUCGUUAUGUAUGGAUCGACGCCCUUUGUAUCAUCCAAGACUCCCUGUCGGACUGGGAAAGAGAAGGCGCCACGAUGCGCGACGUGUAUGCUAAUUCGACAUGCACAAUUGCAGCUGCAGCCUCCGAAGAUCCACACGGAGGGCUGUUUCGCUCCAGAGACCCCACCAAGAUCGUCCCGGCGCUCAUAGGCACACCGAACAUGGGAUCCUCCCCUGAGAGCGCCAGUAGCUUUCUCUAUGACAGGGCUUACUUAGACCGGCGCAUCGUAAGCGGGCCCCUGCAAAAGAGAGGAUGGGUCUUCCAAGAACGCAUGCUUUCACCACGGGUGCUUCACUUCGCGGAUGAUCAAAUUGUGUGGGAGUGUCUAACCGACACCAAGUGUGAAGCAUUCCCUUCUGGCCUGCCGUUUCACCAUUCAACGAAAGGUCUCGGACCUCUUUGGAGUGCUUUAGAAAGUAGGACUAUGCCGACAACUGACACCGUUCUGGACAACGCCAGACUCACAACAAAUGGGUUAUCCAACCACCAACUUGCUAGCACCGACACCGCAUGCUACUCCACUGAUAUGGCUAUUUUAUCUGAAUGGCGAGAUCUAGUCAAACAGUAUUCCCGAUGCGCUUUGACUAAGAACACCGACAAACUACCAGCAUUUGCCGGUGUUGCAAAGUUAUUCCAGGACAUUACAGGCGAUGCGUACUAUGCUGGGCUGUGGGAGUCUUCUUUCCUGGACCAGUUGGACUGGCGGGUAUAUAAACCUUCAAAAAGAGUGUCUUCUGAGUACAGGGCGCCGUCUUGGUCAUGGGCCUCCAUAGACGGGGCUGUUCGGCCGUUCUCGUUGGCCCCUGGAAGCUCUUUUCUACCAGAGUUGAACGAUGUCCACGUGUCGGUGAAUGGACCUGGUUGCUUUGGGAGGAUCUCGGAAGCAUCCUUGCAACUCCAGGGAUACUUGGUCCCCGCCAUAAUCUACUCUUCCAUUAAAGGCCAGAACGCAUGUUUGCUGUUGGGUGGAACCCGACAGGUAUUCGCGCAGUUCCUUCCAGACACAUUGGAAGUGGAGUUCGCGACUGGGACCAUCAUGUGGUGUCUCCCGCUCAAACUAUACAGUGUCGCCCCCGACGCAGAUCUCAUCCGUGACUUGGUCCUAGUCAACAUUGUGCUAGUGCCAGUUCUCGCAAGUCUACCGGUUCGGUAUCGGCGGGUGGGUCUCCUAGUUGUUGCACCCGCGGGCCAAGACUUCGACGAUAUUUGCUCUUUCGGAAUUGCCAUGACCGAAAAUCUCGACUUUGAGAUUACGGAGCCUUAUUCUCUUAUAACAAUCUUGUAA
Molecule: messenger RNA, 2109 nt
Organism: Colletotrichum graminicola M1.001
Lineage: Eukaryota; Fungi; Ascomycota; Sordariomycetes; Glomerellales; Glomerellaceae
Product: heterokaryon incompatibility protein
Exons: 2
Coding region: 1-2109 (702 amino acids)
Source: RefSeq, a predicted model, not a curated record